Molecule: messenger RNA, 6086 nt
Organism: Hippopotamus amphibius kiboko
Lineage: Eukaryota; Metazoa; Chordata; Mammalia; Artiodactyla; Hippopotamidae
Gene: CETN3
Product: centrin 3
Exons: 5
Coding region: 119-622 (167 amino acids)
Biological process (GO): spindle pole body duplication
Cellular component (GO): microtubule organizing center
Molecular function (GO): microtubule binding; calcium ion binding
Source: RefSeq, a predicted model, not a curated record
GGAGGUCCUUGAGGCCGCUGAGGUCGUUGGUGUCUGUUGAACGGCUGUUGAAAGUCGUGCUUCCGUGGAUAGGGGCUUAAAAUCGUUCUCGAGAGGAACGUCUCUGUCCGAAGAGAAAAUGAGUUUAGCUCUGAGAAAUGAGCUUGUAGUAGACAAAACAAAGAGGAAAAAAAGAAGAGAACUCUCUGAAGAACAGAAACAGGAAAUUAAAGAUGCUUUUGAACUAUUUGACACAGACAAAGAUGAAGCAAUAGAUUAUCAUGAAUUAAAGGUGGCAAUGAGAGCCUUGGGGUUUGAUGUAAAAAAAGCUGACGUACUGAAGAUUCUUAAAGAUUAUGACAGAGAAGCCACAGGGAAAAUCACCUUUGAAGAUUUUAAUGAAGUUGUGACAGACUGGAUAUUGGAAAGAGAUCCACAUGAAGAAAUAUUGAAGGCAUUUAAACUAUUUGAUGAUGAUGAUUCAGGUAAAAUAAGCUUGAGGAAUUUGCGACGUGUUGCCAGAGAAUUGGGUGAAAAUAUGAGUGAUGAAGAACUUCGGGCUAUGAUAGAAGAAUUUGAUAAAGAUGGUGAUGGAGAAAUAAAUCAAGAGGAAUUCAUUGCUAUUAUGACUGGUGACAUUUAAAGAAUUACAAGGAUAAACACUAAGAAUGUUGCAGUUAUCAUCUUAUAUUCUAUUUUUGUGCCUGGAGCCGUGUUAAAAAAAAAACAAAAACAACAAAAAACAACUUAGUUCUUUUUUCCAAAAGGACCAAAAAUAAGCAUCUUAUGUAUUCAUAUUUUACUACUGUUAAGUUUCUUUAUAUGAACAGUAUUGUUAGUACUCUAAUAGGAGCUUUGUAUUUAUAAUAUAGCUUUUGUAAGGUUUAAAAAAUUGAAUCAUGUGGUACACAUUUUUUGGAGGUUUUUUAUUUAGCAUUAGUAGUCACUUUUGUUUUGGUGCAUAUGUUUUUCAGACCUUCAUUAAUAAAAUGUUUAUUUUUUAGUAUUUUAAAAUUUGGUAAAUUUUCUGUUUUAUUUUGAUCCAAAUGUCUGUUAACCCUCAAAAGUAUCUUUCUUAAAUCUUUUCUCUUUACACUGUUGGUUUCAGAAAUGAAAAUUGAAAUACAAAUUGCAAUAGAAUAGCACAUUUUUCCAUUACAAGUUUGACAUUCGAUGUUUCAAUACAAAUGAUGACUCAUUAUAGGCAUAAUUCCAUUUUCAUGAGUCAUGUCUCUCAGUUUGGAGGGAAAAGUAUUGUGCAUUUGGACUCAUUUAUCCUCAUGUAUUCAAUAUUCUAUAGCACUUUUGGUAUCUUAAGUAAGUUAUGACAGUUAAAUAUGGACAUUUCCUUCUCAAAUUAAUUGAAUACAGUUUGAAUCAUCUAACUUUUUGACAAAGUAAAAGAUUUAAAUUUUGGAAUUUUGAUCUGUUAAGAUAAUUCUCACUCAAACAUCACAGUGAUGAAAAUAGGAAACUGUAAGCCACAAAAAUCAUUUAAGGCUGUGUUUUAGUGAUUCACCAGGAAAGAGUGGAGACAGAUUUUCCAGGUAUUGGUGGGUUCUUCUUCCUUGUAGAAGUGUAUGUUGGGGGGAAACGUGGUUAUGGGAGAUCGGUCCUAGGGAAAUGGUACCAAUACCCAUCCUUCACCUAUAAUCUGGUCCCUGGUGGUAUGAACUCUCCAGGAAGAAAGGUUGUUUCAUUGGUCUUUCUUUAGGUUUCUUGUUUUAAAUCUAAAGUACGCUAAUAAUUUGAGACACUUUAAAUGUUGUGAGUCUCCUAGAAUAUUACAGAAAGAGUUAUCCACUAGAAAUUUAACAAAAAAACAGUAGCGUGUAAUGUAACGGUGAUAUUUCAAAUCAUUAUCUAGAAAGCAAGUUAAUUGUUCACCAUAUUAAAAUUUAAUUUUGAAUAUGAAAUUGAUAUUCAUGGUAGUACCAAUAUCCAGGGCAACAAAUAGACUAUGAAAUUAAAAAAAUUGUAUCAUGCUUAACUGAUGAAUUUGCCUUCUAUAUCUCAAUCAGGAAAUAUGUUGAUUUCCAGGAAACUGAAGAAUAAAGAAAAUGAAGAAUAAAACAAGCACACAUCUGGGCUUGCUGGCCUUCUAUCUCUUAUAGCCCAGGGUGCUUUUUGUCACUUAAAAAGAUAGCUUCUUUAUUCUUAAUAUAAAUACUUAUUCCUUGGGAUGCCAGUAUUUUGUUUCUUCUUACUGUGGGUUGAAGGAAGAGUGCUCACCUCAGUUCUUUAUGUUUGUGAAGCUUUCUCCUACAGAAGGGUAGGAAUUAUUUUCAAGUGUUUUUCCAGUGUUAAUAACUGUGGAGUCCAAAGGCCUAUAAAAUUCACUAGUAGAGGUGGCAAUAAGAAGAAAGGAGUGAAUUUGCUUUAAAAAAGAAGGAAGUGGAGGAGGGUAUUAGUCAUUUAUCAUUAUAGUUGUAUUUAUUAUGCAAUGGCAUUUCAUGAUGUAAGAAAAUAACUUGCUAAACUUACCUAGUGCAUUUGCCGUUCUGGUGUCCUGGUAAGCUUUGAUAGUUUGGGAUUUGUCAGCUAAGAUCUUGUCUUAUGUGUAAGCCAGCAAGUCUACUUUCUAAAGAAGUUAUGUGCCUCAUAGCAGCUCCUAGAUUAGAGUCUGGUGGUAGGUAGUUGAGAUGGGGAGGAAAUCAAAAAUAUAUUUGUUAUGCACUUAAUAUGUGGUGUAGGUACUGCGCUAGGCUUAUUUAAUCAUUUAUUGCAGGAAAUUCAUAUAGCACUUCUAAUGGAAGACUUUCAUAUUUAGUCGAUGUGCCAGUGUUAAUGGCUUUGCAUUAGCAAACACCAUCAUGAGUAGACUAUCCAAUUGAGUUGCUAAUUUCCUCAACUCCCUAAAGCAUCCAUCUGAUGCUAAUCUCUGGAUGUAAAUUAUCUUGAGAAUUGUUAGUGAUGUGUUCUACACUAAAGAUGAUUUAUAAUGUUCUGAAGACCAAUGUGAAGAAGGCAAAAUAGUUUCAAAAAGUCACUUAAAAUAUGUAAUUAAAUUUAAAUUACGUAAGUAAUAUAUAAAGGCAAUGUAUAAAGUAAAAGCGAACAUUCUUUUUUUCUUUAAACUGCCAGUUCCAUUCCCAUUCUUCUGAAUAGUAUCAGUUUCAGUUAGACUUCAGACAUCAAGAAGAGCACAACCGGAUAUUUUAACAGAGUGUAAUAUAGGGAAUAGGUUAAAUUGGUGUUGGAGAACCAAAAAAAUCAGAGAUAUCUGAGGGUAAAGAUUGUAGUUACUGGAAACUAGAAGCUUGGAGGAGAGGUCUUAUAGAUCAGGGACUCAGAGGUGUUUGAGGAAGGGGGCACUGGUAGGUGGUGCUAAUAUUGAUGGGGAAUGAUGAGGCUGGUUUGGGGAAUCUCGAGAAAAAGCUGGAGAAUCAAACCAGGUGCUGCUCCUGGAAUGAGGAACUUUUGCCCUGGGGAUGCUGCCAGAAACCCCAGGCAAACACGAAACAGCAAAAGAGUCUUUCUGCCUCCUGCCUUCCUGUUUUAUUCUUCUAGUCCUCUUUUUUAGUGGAGCUUAAAACAAUUCAGCUGGCAAAGGAGAAAUGUAGUUUACACAGUCCUAACCCCGGUAUUACACAUUUGAGUAUAGAAUAGUGGUUUGGAGCUGUGGGGAAAAAGUUACAUAACCAAAACAAUUGACCACAUAUUUUAUGAUCUGAACCAGAUUAGCUGAGAGUGAAGGAGCUUAGGGGAGACUAUUAUUUAUAUUGGAACAACAGGUGUAAUUCAGAACUAGCCUAGGCAAACUAGGACAUACUGUCACCUGAUCUCUGGAAAUAGUAACCAUUGUUAUUUUAGAGAAGAUUCCUUCAACCUGUUUCCUUUGCACUUGCGUGAAAUUAUAGAAGUAGUUUUUUUUCACAUGAAUGUUCUGUCCAUUCUGCAGCCAAGUUUUAUAAAGGAAAUGUGUUUUUAAAAAUUUAGUAACUUAAGUGCUGCUGUGCUCCAGGCACACAUAGGUAUUUACAUACAUUAUGUAUUUUAAUUUCAAUAACCUGGGGUAGAUACUGUUGGGUUGUCUUUAUUUUACACACAAGAAAACCAAAGCUUAGAGGCAUAAGUAACUUGUUCAAGGUAGUAGGAAUUGGAAUUUGAUCCUAAGUCUUCUGACUACAGAGCCCGCUCAUAGCCACUAGAUUUUAUCUCCUUCCAAUGACUUUUAUAAACUGUCUCAAAGUGUAAAGGAUCAGACUUUUUUUUUUAAACUUCUUUUUUAAAAAGUUUAUUUUUUAAAAUUUAUUUAUUGGCCGCAUUGGGUCUUUGUUCCUGCAUGCGGGCCUUCUCUAGUUGCGGAGAGUGGGGGACUACUCUUUGUUGGUGGUGUGUGGGCUUCUUAUUGUGGUGGCAUCUCUUGUUGCUGAGCAUGGGCUCUCCAUGUGCAGUCUUCAGUAGUUGUGGCACACGGGCUCAAUAGUUGUGGCUCACAGGCUCUAGAGUGCAGGCUCAAUAGUUGUGCAUGGGCUUAGUUGCUCUGCAGCAUAUGGGAUCUUACCCGCUCAGGGCUCGAACCCCUGUCCCCUGCAUUGGCAGGCGGAUUCUUAACCACUGCGCCACCAGGGAAGCCCAAGGAUCAGACUUGUAAAACUACAAAACUAAAAGAUAGAAUCUGGAAUUCAGAAGCUCAGUAGCAAAAACAUUAAACAUUUAUGCAUAAUCUCGCAUGGCAUUUGUUGUAUUGUGUAUUAUUCCAUGUGAAUUAAUGUUUGGUGCUAGACCUCUGGAAGCUACUAAGCUUAGAUAAACUAUGUUUUUAAAAUCAUGGAGUCAUCACAUUGAAAAAGUAUAUGUUUGGGGAAAAAUAAUUAAAAAUAUAAUAUUAAGCAAAUGCUUAUUGAGAAAGUGUAUAUUACUGAAUAGUGAAGACUCAAAAGAUUUUCAUUUUGGGAAAACAUGUUUUCCAAUUACCCUUUGUGGAGAAGAUUUUAUUUUAGGGGCUAUUUGAAUGAAGAAAGAACUCUUAAAUUCUUGGCAGGAAAUGGAAGGAACCUUGGGCUUAGGAGUGUGUUUGGUAAAAGGAUGUGUGGGAAGAUCUUUGAGGCAUCUAGCUGGAGAGGAGGAAGAUUUAUGGACCUGAUAGUCUAAAGCAAAGCUCUUGUAGGUCUCAGUGGAGGUGCAUUGGUCAGAGAAGAGGGUCAGUAAAGGCCAUUUUAAUGGUAGAAUGAUGACUUGUUUAGGAUUUGGGUUGCAAAGAGAAGUUCUUGGGUUGAAAUAUGACAGUCAUCUGGAUGGCAGCUUAGUUGGGUCUUGGAGAUCUUGAUUAAACAGUGUAGGCUUACCCAUUCAAUUGAAAUAGGUAAUUUGCCUACAUAUCCUGAUUCUGCAUUCAGUCGUAUGUCAUUCUAUAGUUACAGCAUUCACUGAAAACUUAAUCUAAGACUCUAUGAAAGAUUGCCAAAUACAAUCUAAAAGUAGUGAAAUAAAGUCUCUGGGUUUUCUGAGAUAAUAUAUUUGUUAGACUUACCUUUGUGAGGUGUACUGCAAAUAUUGUGUAAUUAUUAAUAGUAUUAUCUAAUUGUCUUUAAGAAUCCAUAUUAUCCUUUUCUUGAGAACUUGGGAAACCUGUAUGUCUUGUGCUAUUCUGAGAAUAUGUAAAAUAUUUUUUCAUUAUGCGAUAAUUUUGGGAAGAUUACUGACAUUUUAUAGAAUCAAAGAUCAGCAGGGUUACUUCCAUUUUAUACUUAAUUAAAAGUAUUUUUAAAUGGGUUUUCUUUGAUUCCAUAAUAAAAGAAAUCAAGGAUACUUAAUAGACUUCCUGGAGUCCAAUAUUUCUAAUUUUAAUAUGCUUGUAACAUUUGUCCAACACACCACUGCGUUCUCUGAAAAGAGCAAUCAUUUUCUCCGUAUGGCAUUAUCAUAGUCUAUCUAUCCCCAAGGUCUUCCAAAAGGUCUGUGUAAGCCUGACAGCUAGGAAACGUGUACUGUUGUAGAACAUAAUUCUGGUGACUUAUUGAUACAAGCCUACUCCUGAUAGAUGUCUCUUUAAAUAGCAUUCAGCAUACAUCAGCUAAAUGCUGAAUGGUUAAAAUAUUUCCAAAUCAUAUUCCCUAUCAUGGAUGACCUCCUUAAAUUUAACAGCAGGUUAGUGAUUUGUA